CCGAACCUCCUCGACUCUGGGCGGGCCGGGUCAAAGGUUGUUCUUUUCGUCCGUCUCUGUUCGAGUGCGGAACCGAGUGAGACUGGGAGAGGAGUGACUGUACAGCGAACGCACGAGCAUGUUGUCCGCUGCUUUGCACCCCCAUCAUCCUCGGUCUCUGUUAGAAUCGAAACCCAUCACCCACAACCAAGAAGCUGCCUCCCCAGCUGAUAAAGUCAAGCUCAAGACCAUCCCUUCUUCUUUCUUGAUCCAUGGAGCGAACGCCUGCCAUCCUCAGAUACCGAAGCUGCGAGGCAAGUACCGUGGUUCUUUGCCCUCAAGUUCGAAACGUUGCGUCAAGUGCUCCUUCAAUGAGGGAGCUGCAGGCGAAAAUCUCUCGGAUGGAGAUCAGCGGUUGCCGAGCCAGCAGAGCCCAGGGUUUUGGAGCAAAUGGAAGGUCAACUCAGCUGAAAUGAGUUCCAAAUUGGCAAAGCUUGGGCUUGCGGCAGUACUUGCUUAUGGAUUGUUCGAUGGUGUUACAUACACCACCUUCUUCAUUCUUGCAUUCCUUGGCUAUGAGAAGAGCACGGGGAAGAAUCCGGCAGCCAAUCUUCAGGCGUUACUAGGGAUUGUCAUAUUGAUGUGGACUGGUAACAAUGUGACGAGGCCAUUUCGAGUCGCUGGGGCGGCUGCGCUGGCACCUGUAAUUGAUGAAGGACUGAAAAAAGUCCAGAAGUAUUUCAAUUUCCCUACCCCUGUGUACGCCUUUGCACUGGUUGUGUCAAUAGUGGUUUCGACAUGUUUGACUAUAGUGGGGUUGCUCAUCCUAUCAAGAUGGGGAAAGUAAGUCACCUUGUACCAAAUGUUGUACAUUGAGUCAAUCUAAUAUAUGCACAUUGUUCUGGGAGAGUUCAUCCUUUGAGAGUGUAUGGGAGGUUGCUCAUUUCUGGG
Messenger RNA from Eucalyptus grandis, 930 nucleotides. RefSeq lists its product as hypothetical. The coding region runs from base 119 to 826 and encodes 235 amino acids. The record is from RefSeq and is a predicted model, not a curated record. Lineage: Eukaryota; Viridiplantae; Streptophyta; Magnoliopsida; Myrtales; Myrtaceae. The transcript has 4 exons.